UUGUUACCUUAUGUGUUGACCGAGUUUUAAGCAAGUUUUGAGGGCCAUAUUUGUAAUAGCUCGAUAGAUAUAAAAGGAAUGAACACUUAAAAAUAAAGAGAAAUCCUGCUGGACUGGGUGUUUCAUCAAGUCACUACCGCUGGACGGUCUGAGAUUUUAGCUUAGCUUAAGUUGUGUUACCCUUGUAUGCAGAGCUGCGUUUGACAAGACUGUUGUGUGGUUCACUGUCCCUUAGAUGACCAUGCUGGCCCUCCUGUUGCCCUCCCUGCUGGCUGUCCAAGCUCUCGGUGCUUUGGAGGUGCAGGUUCCUGAAGUUCCUGUGGUGGCGCUCCACGGAAUGGACACCACCCUCAACUGCACCUUUAGCGGCGUCACAACGUUUAACCUGUCGGACAUUUCCGUAUUCUGGCAGCUUUCUGACACUAAACGCAGUGUCCACAGUUACAUGGGGGGUCAGGACCAACUGACUGAACAGGAUGGAAGAUUUGCCAACCGUACCAGUAUGUUCCCAGACCAGCUGACCAGAGGCAAUGCCUCCCUCCUGCUGAGAAAGGUUCGCGUGGUGGAUGAAGGCAGCUACACCUGCUUCGUGCGGGUGGUGGACUACAGCAGCGCUGCUCUGAUUUUGCAAGUUGCUGCGCGCUACACUGUGCCCGAGGUGAUGUGGGACACAGGCUCCAAUCCCCGCCCUGGCGACGAGGUGGCACUGACUUGCCUGGCGUACAGAGGCUACCCCGAGGCAGAGGUGUACUGGCAGGAUGGCACGGGGCGCAACCUGACUGACAACGUGACAAUUUCCCAGGUAGCCAAUGAUGAGGGGCUUUUCAACGUUCGUAGCGUCCUCACAGUCACUCUGGAACCAAAUAGUACCUACACGUGCAGACUGACCAAUCAGCUGAUAGGACAGGAAAGUCACGCCUCAGUCAUUAUCUCAGCCCAGAGUAUGGUGUUUCCUCCGGUGGCACUAUGGGUAACAGUGGGGCUGGCAGUGUGUCUGCUGGGCCUGCUUAUUGCCCUGGCAGCCGUCUGUGGCAGGAAGAUCAAGGAGAGCUGUGAGGAAAUGAAAGCAGCCAAGGAAGCCAAAGAACUUGAGGAAGAUGAAUCCAAGACAGCAAUGACCCCACUGAAGAACCAAAGUUGAGGAGUGCAGGGUGGUGGGCAGGCGGCAAACACCAUGCAGGCAGAAACGAUGGAGGCUGGCUUUAACCAUCGCUGCAGCAAACCCAGCUGAAGCAGGACAGGACGAAACACAGACUGACAAAGAACUUUUCUGGGGCCGCUAUGAUAUUUUCUUUUAAAUGACCUAAGAGCCUUGUUUUUACAUCUUAUCUGCAUGAGUAGUUAGAACACAAUACAUUGUCAUGGUAAGUUCUCUCUGUAAUAACUGAAGACAAACACUGCAAAUGACAAAUGCACAGGUUUUUCAAAAUAUGCCAAAAAUAAAUGAAAAUGCAAAGUUCAUGUGUAAAUACACUGGCUUUAGGACCCUUAAUGUGAGUGUGUGGGACCGAUGCUGUGCUGAACUGAUCAUGAAUCCAGCGCUCCUUUUCUUUUGGUUUUAAAGCACUGUCCCUCCGCUUUUUCUGACUGAUAUCAGCAGAGAUAUAAUCCAAGCAUUUCAGCAGCACCUCCUAGCCCAAGCUCCCCUUUACUGAAGGCGGGCCAUGAAAUGUAUGAAAUGUGGCUGUAAUUGUAUGCGGCGCACUAAAGAGAAAAUCCAUUUGAAGACCAUUGGGUUUGACAAGCUCCCAACUCCGAUGCUGAUUGGAGGUCUGUGCGCUAUGCAUUCGGAGAGGAGCCCCGCACAGCUCCUCAAGCAUAAUGGGAAGUGAAGAGCUUAAGAGAGGAGCUGAAGAGAGGCGCCCAUCAGUGUCUCUGACAGGAGGAGAACACUCUAGCUCCCGUCACUCGACUAUGCACUAAUUAAGGUCUGCCCGUGAAGUAACUUGUACCUGUCAGCGUCUGCAGCUCCCCACAAUCCAAUAAUGUUCAGGGCGAAUUCAAAUUGAAUGCCAGCUAGGCUUGAACAAACUGCAAAUGGUGCAUGGGACACACCCUGGCCUCUCAGUGGCCUGACAGCAUUGUAGUUAGAAAUAGUUUUAAUCAACACACACACUCUCUCAACGGCAAGGUGAAACACAUUACAAAUUUGGAGGAUGUACAA
Messenger RNA from Chanos chanos (milkfish), 2164 nucleotides. It is a transcript of the gene cd276, whose product is annotated as CD276 molecule. NCBI's taxonomy places the organism in Eukaryota, Metazoa, Chordata, Actinopteri, Gonorynchiformes, Chanidae. The record is from RefSeq and is a predicted model, not a curated record. Gene Ontology annotation, biological process: regulation of cytokine production; T cell receptor signaling pathway. Gene Ontology annotation, molecular function: signaling receptor binding. Bases 236 to 1141 code for a protein of 301 amino acids. The transcript has 8 exons. Gene Ontology annotation, cellular component: external side of plasma membrane.